Molecule: messenger RNA, 3597 nt
Organism: Alligator sinensis (Chinese alligator)
Lineage: Eukaryota; Metazoa; Chordata; Crocodylia; Alligatoridae
Product: protein eyes shut homolog
Exons: 16
Molecular function (GO): calcium ion binding
Source: RefSeq, a predicted model, not a curated record
AUGACUAAUAUUACUAAGUCUGAAAAAAUUGAAUAUUACAGUUUGCCAUCCUGUGAUGUUCUAAACAGAUUGCUUAAUCAACAAGAUGUGGUACCGUGUGAAGCAGAAGUGUCUGUCCUGGGGAUAUCUGCAAGGGCGAGCAUGCACAGCAAUCUCUGGUCCCAUCCAGUUUGGAGUGAAACAGGACCCAUAUUUUUAGGUGGUUUGCCUUAUCACUAUGUAACCAAACAGAUGCCUGGAUCUGUCUACAAUUUCACCGGCUGUAUACAAGUCAUAGAAAUCAAUAAUCUGGGACCUUUCACCUUUUCUAAUGCUGUGGGCAGAAGCAAUAUUGACAGCUGCAGGCUUCCCAUCUCUACACAAAUAUCAUCAGCUUCACCCGCAGCUUUUCCUGAAAAGUCUGAAGUGCUCCAGUCUCUUAUGCCCUCCUUGAAUUCUUUUGCAUUACCAACAACAUGCCAGGAGAGUUUAUGCCAUAAUGGAGGGACUUGUCAUCACAUCUAUCUGGAUAAUGGGGCCUCCUCAUUUCACUGUGAUUGCCAACUUCACUUCACUGGGCAUUUCUGUGAGAAAGAUACAGCACUGUUUUUUCCAUCUUUCAAUGGGGAUGCCUAUUUAGAAUUGCCUUCCCUAACAUCUGUAUCCGAGACCAAGAUUGAAUCUGGGCAGGAACAAAACAGAAUUAUAACUAUAUAUUUGACAGUGAAAACAACUGCUUUAAAUGGAACUAUCCUUUAUGCCAGUGAAAAGAACUUUGGAGAACAGUUUCUUCAUCUAUAUCUUGUGGAAGGAAGACCAACAGUUCGAUUCAGCUGUGGCAAUUCUCAUAAUAUUCUAACUGUGUCUGUGAAUCACUCCAUCAGCAAUGGUGUGCUCACGCCUAUCACAAUAAGCUAUAUGUUGCCUGUUGGCAGUCCUGGAAGUUACUGUAUGAUUGAAAUAGCUGCAGAAGGAAAUCCUCCUGUACAACACCAAGUCUUUCUGUCAUAUCAGGUGUCUCAGAGCACCUUUGGGUCCACAUUCCUUGGAAGUGUUCCUGCUCAGGCUGAGGUUCAUCAGUGUGCAGGGAGGAUUCAUGGCUACAGAGGCUGCAUAAAGGAUUUUCAAGUUAACAAUAAAGAGUUAUUCAUCAUAGAUGAGGCCUUAAGUGGGAAGAACAUUGAAAACUGCAAUGUUCCUAUAUGUGAUUAUCAUCCAUGCCGUAAUGGUGGUUCCUGCAAAAGUGAUACAGAAAAUUGGUUCUGUGACUGCCCUAGACUCUACUCUGGAAAGCUUUGCCAGUUCACAACUUGUGAUGAGAAUCCAUGUGGAAAUGGUGCUACUUGUUUUCCAAAAUCCAAUCAAGAUGCUGUUUGCCUCUGUCCUUAUGGAAGGGCUGGAAUCCUCUGCAAUGAUGCUAUCAAUAUUAGCCAUCCCAGCUUCAGUGGCAUGGAUGCUUUUGGCUAUACUUCAUUUCUAGCCUAUUCUGCAAUCCCAAAUAUCAGCUUCUACUAUGAAUUUCACCUAAAAUUUCUAUUGGCAAAUCACCACUCAGCAUUACAAGAUAACCUGAUAUUUUUCACUGGACACAAGGGGCAGGGUUUGAAUGGAGAUGACUUCUUGGUGCUAGGCUUGCGCAAUGGCAGCUGAGUAUACAGCUACAACCUGGGUUCUGGCACUGCCACUAUCAUUAGUAAACCACUCAACCUGACACUCACUGUUCAUGUGAUACAUCUGGGCAGAUCUCUCCGUAAAGGCUGGUUGAAGGUAGAUGAUCAGAAGAAUAAAACUGUCACUUCUCCAGGGAGAUUGGUUGGACUCAAUGUCUUCAGUCAAUUUUAUGUAGGGGGCUACAGUGAAUACACUCCAGAAUUCUUACCAAAUGGAUCCAGGUUUAAAGAUGGCUUUCAAGGUUGUAUUUUUGAUAUUCAGGUUCGCACAGGGAAUGAUCCACAGUUUAAAUCACCAGGCACUCCACCAGGCCACCCAAAUGCUGGUCGCAGCAUAGGACAAUGUAAAGAUUCCCCAUGCCAUUUAAUAAAAUGCAGAAAUGGUGGCACAUGCAUGGAAAGUGGCUCUACUGUUUACUGUGACUGUCCCAGUGGAUGGAAAGGAGCAUUUUGCACUGAGACUGUUUCAGCGUGUGAUCCUGAGCAUGUUCCACCACAUCUGUGUAAACAAGGUGCUACCUGCGUGCCAAUGCCUGAAGGAUACAGAUGCCACUGCCCUCUAGGAACAACUGGCACCUACUGUGAAGAAGCCAUAUCAAUAAGUGACCCAUCUUUCAGAAGUAAUGAAUCAUCAUGGAUGUCAUUUGUUUCCUUUUCUAUCCGACACAAGACUCAUAUCCAAAUACAAUUUCAACCUCUUUCUGCAGAUGGUAUCCUUUUUUAUACUGCACAGCACCUGAAUACUCAAACAGGUGACUUUCUAUGUGUAUCCUUAGUAAAUGGAUUUGUACAACUGCGCUACAACCUUGGUGACAGAACACUGAUCUUACAAACUUCUCAAAAAAUCAAUACAAAUGGAAGUACAUGGCAUCUACUUAAAGCAGGAAGAGUUGGUAAUGAAGGCUAUGUGGAUCUGGAUGGCAUCAACAUUACUCAAAAAGCCAGUGCUGGAAUGACUGCCCUAGAUACACGCACGGAUUUUUAUGUUGGAGGAGUAUCAUCUUUAAAUGUUGUCAAUUCGAUGGCAGUAGAGAAUGAACCUAUAGGUUUUAGCGGGUGUAUACGAGAAAUUCUUAUAAAUAACAGAGAACUUAAACUUACUGAGAGAGACCCGAAAGAUGGUUCAAAUGUAGGUGACUGUGAUGGAACUGUUUGUGGGUACACAGUGUGCAAAAACAGUGGCACAUGUAAAGUUCACAAUUCAGUCUUUUCUUGCUCUUGUCCCCCACAGUGGAUAGGAAAUACAUGUGAACAAUCUGUUUUCUGUUCACAUAAUCUAUGUAGGCACCAAGCUCUUUGUAUUCCUGAUCCCAUUUUACUUUCAUAUAGCUGUGCUUGUGUAUUAGGGUAUUCAGGUAGAUAUUGUGAUAAUGAAAGUUCAUUUUUUACUGCAAAAUUUGUAGGCAACUCUUAUAUCAAAUAUACGGAUCCUUAUUAUGCAAAGAGAGACCUCCGAUAUAGCAGUGUAUCUUUAAAUUUUACUACCAUCCAGAGCGAAGGCUUAAUUUUAUGGCUGGGAAAAGCUGAGGAUGAGGACAAUGAUUUCCUUGCAGUUGGUCUCACCAAUGGGACAUUAAAAAUUGUGGUUAAUCUUGGAGAAGGAAUCUCUGUCCCUUUAAUUCACAGUAAACAGUCACUUUGUUGCAACAUAUGGCACUUCAUUACUAUAGCUCAAAAUCAGACAUGUAUUAAGGUGUUCCUUGAUGAGAAUCUGGUUCUUUUUGAGGAUACUGAUCCACAAGGAAAAUAUAUUGCUUUAAAUUAUGGGGGCAUUUGUUAUUUUGGUGGGUUUGAACUUGGCAGAAAAGUAAAUAUGGUAACUUCAGGACUUUUUAGUCAGGAGUUAGUUGGUAAAAUUAAAGAUGUUGUACUCUUUCAAGAUUCUAAAAAAAUUCAAUUAAUCAAAGCAGAAGGCUACAAUGUUUAUAAUGGAGAUAAUCAGGAUUAA